ACGGGGAACGGAGGCGAGCGGGGGGGGGGCGUUCUAGGUUCUGGUCCGGACAACAAUGAAGCAGCAGCCGGCGGUGGCGGCUAUGACAACGAGCCCCAAUGGCGCUGGCACCGCAGUCCCGGCCUUCCUCAGCAAACUCUGGGCGCUGGUGGGCGACGCGCCGAGCAACCAGCUCAUUACCUGGAGCCAGAAUGGCCAGAGUUUCCUUGUGUUGGAUGAACAAAGGUUUGCAAAAGAGAUUCUUCCAAAGUACUUCAAGCACAACAACAUGGCAAGCUUUGUGAGACAACUGAAUAUGUAUGGUUUCCGUAAGGUAGUUCAUGUAGACUCUGGUAUCGUCAAAUCAGAGCGGGAUGGCCCUGUUGAGUUUCAGCACCCUUAUUUUAAGCAAGGACGGGAAGAUUUAUUAGAACACAUUAAAAGAAAGGUUUCUUCUUCAAGACCAGAAGAAAACAAAAUUCGUCAGGAAGACCUAUCUAAAAUCAUAAGUAGUGCUCAGAAAGUUCAGAUUAAACAAGAGACUAUUGAAUCUAGACUCUCUGCUUUGAAAAGAGAAAAUGAAUCUCUUUGGCGUGAAGUAGCAGAACUGAGAGCAAAACAUUUGCAGCAGCAGCAAGUUAUUCGAAAGAUUGUACAGUUCAUUGUUAGCCUUGUUCAGAAUAACCAGCUUGUAAGUUUGAAACGCAAGCGCCCAUUGCUUCUGAAUACCAAUGGGGCUCCAAAGUCCAACUUGUUCCAGCACAUAGUCAAAGAACCUGCAGAAAACAAACAUCCCGUACCACUCAACAGGACUGAUGGCCUAAAACAAAGAGAGCAGUUGUCAGAUGAUAUAAUUAUUUAUGAUAUCACUGAUGAUGUGGUAGAUGAAGAAAAGGCUCCAGUUACCCCAGAAACCAGUGAGGACAUGACUUCAGAUUCAAACUGUAGCCAUUCCCCUGAUAUUGUAAUUGUAGAAGAUGAUGAUGAAGAUGACUACGGGCCUAUAAUUCAAGAAAAUGCAAGUACUGCAUCAUUAACAGUUCCAUCCAGUGAUUCUGUCAGUUCUUCCACUGACGGUUCAAGCCCAUUAAUGUCCAGUGCUGUUCAGUUGAACAGUCAGUCAGCUUUAACUGCAGAAGACCCAGUCUCAAUGAUGGAUUCCAUACUCAGUGAAAAUGGUGUGAUUUCACAGAAUAUCAAUCUUCUUGGAAAGGUUGAGCUUCUCGACUACCUCGAGAGCAUUGAUUGCAGUUUAGAGGAUUUCCAGGCUAUGCUCUCAGGUCGACAGUUCAGCAUAGACCCAGAUCUUCUAGUAGAUCUCUUUUCAAGUUCUGUGCAGAUGAAUCCUACAGGUCAUAUCAGUAGUACAAAAUUGGAAACAAAGGGAAUUGAAACCAUGAAGACAAAUGGCACUCACCCGGCUGAUGAAGAUGUGCCAGAUUCUAAUCCUAAAUCAGAUAAGCAGCUCAUUCAGUAUACUGCCUUUCCCCUUCUUGCAUUCCUUGAUGGAAAUCCCAGUUCAGCAGUUGAGAGUGCAAAUUCAGCAUCUGAAGGGAUGUCUUCUGUAGAUAAACCAUUAGAAGUAGAUGAAUUCCUGGAAAGCAGUCUUGAUCCUCAGCCAACUCAAAGCAAACUUGUCCGUCUGGAACCACUGACAGAGGCAGAAGCCAGUGAAGCUACGCUAUUUUAUCUGUGUGAACUUGCACCUGUGCCAAUGGACACUGAUAUGCCGCUAUUGAGCAACUAACAUAAGAGAUGACCACAAAGUAUUUAUUUAGAUCUUUCAUAAAUUAACAUUUUCUGAGAGCGUACAAUGUGGAACCUAAAACAGCUGAUUCUGUCACUUUUCCACAAGUUCAGUCACAGCAGUUUAAGCGUUUAUACAAACAUGCAGUUUGUUUACAUUAGUACACUUCUAUUUGGAACUAUAUGUAUUCAGAAUAUACUGGAUGAUCAGAUAUGCUCAAAUAACUUGUUACAGUUCUCUUGUUUGCUUUUGGUCCUAAUGUAUGACUCAAGUAAUUCAUUAGUGUACUGUGGGGGAAGGGGUGGUAUAGCACUCCUGAUUUUACUCUUCUGUACUUUGUUUUUCUAUUUUUACAACUUUGUUUAAAUAAAACUGUUAAGGGGCCAGAAUACUCUAUGGUGUGUCAUUGACACAUCUUCAGUUCUGCUUCCAUGAAGCUAUAUAUCCACUAAUCAGUAUUAAUUCUGCUGUUGGAUCUUUCUCUUGUUCCCUUUUCACCAGUAGUCUUUUUCCCACUCAGGGGAAGUAUAUGUCUGGGGGUAUAGGACCUAAGCUGGAUUAGUUUAAAAGAAUAGAAAGUUGAUGAAGGAAGGAGGACAGAUCCUCAGUCCUUAGCUCAUGGAUCACUGAAGCAACCCAAAAUCACCGCUUUGCUUUAGCCCUUGCCAGUAUGGCCAAUUGGCCAUGCUGGCAGGGGCUGAUGGGUUUUGUAGUCCAUGAACAUCUGGAGAGCCACAGGUUGCAGACCCCUGGUCCCCGUGCUGCACCUUUCAAGAAUUUGUCUAUUUCAGUCCCAAGUUAGUAAUUUCUGUAGGUCUUCAUUGAUGCAUUUUAAAAACCUAAUCUCAUGCUUGAUUUAAGCAAGAAAGAAAAAAGUUACUGGAUCAUGGUACUUUUCAUUACAAUGUUAAUAGACUUUCUGCCUUUGCACCUCUCCAUGUUCUUAGGCAUGUGGGUAGCAGCUACAGUUUGAGAGAAUAAGAACAGGAGCUUCAUAUUCUAAACUGCCUUAUGCCUACUUGGACUUGUAUGGCUUGUUUAACAUACCUAGAAUGGGGCACAGUAAUAUUGAAUAAAAAGACACUGUACCCUG
Molecule: messenger RNA, 2819 nt
Organism: Sphaerodactylus townsendi
Lineage: Eukaryota; Metazoa; Chordata; Lepidosauria; Squamata; Sphaerodactylidae
Gene: HSF2
Product: heat shock transcription factor 2
Exons: 13
Coding region: 56-1726 (556 amino acids)
Biological process (GO): regulation of DNA-templated transcription
Molecular function (GO): DNA-binding transcription factor activity; sequence-specific DNA binding
Source: RefSeq, a predicted model, not a curated record